Messenger RNA from Hydra vulgaris (swiftwater hydra), 1056 nucleotides. The record is from RefSeq and is a predicted model, not a curated record. NCBI's taxonomy places the organism in Eukaryota, Metazoa, Cnidaria, Hydrozoa, Anthoathecata, Hydridae.
AUGGAUAAUUGCAUUCACUUGGAUGAGUUAUCUAAAGAGUUAUUACUUGAUGAGUUCAAAAAAGCCUUUAAAACACUAGAAAAAGAUAAAGCAGUUGGAUCGGAUGAAAUCAAUGAUGUUCAGUAUGCAGAUGUGGAUAAUCGAUACAACUAUACCAAAACGAAUCUUAGGUAUUAUCGAAAUGCAAUAAACAAUCUUAAGGAUGCUAUUAGUACAUGGAACGACUCUAAGUUUGACUCUUGUGGAUUGCCUGUAUCUAAGCAAGAAGGUACUUACGUAAGCGAGAAGGAUUCAUCAAAAAUUGUUCCAUAUAUUUGUCAUGUUUGGGGAAAUCACGACUUUUACAAUUUUUCAAGAGAAAUGCUUUGGAAAAGUUCUUUAAACAGUUUUAUAAAAUCAUGUAAUUUAUAUUCAGAACAUAAUGCUAGUUCUCACAAUUAUGAUUAUUAUUAUUCAUUUACAUUUAAAACAUUUCGUAUUAUUGCGUUAGAUACCUAUGAUAUAUCCACUUGUGGUAGAGCUUCUCAUACAGAUGAAUGGAAAUUAGCUACUAGUCUUUUAAAAGAAUAUAAUAAAAAUGAUGAAAAAGCAGAGCCUUAUCUUUGUUCUCCACAAUAUGUUUCAUGGAAUGGAGCUAUAAGUGAGAAACAACUCCUAUGGCUCCAUGAUGAGCUCAUCGAUGCUUCUAAAAAUAAACAAAAAGUAAUUUUAUUAAGUCAUAUUCCAUUGCACCUGAAAGCAUCAACAGAAAAUACAGUUUGUUGGAACUUUAAUGAGAUUUUAUCAACCAUUUAUUCAUACAAGUGUGUUGUAGCAUGCUUUGCUGGUCACUUUCAUGAUGGAGAGUUUUACCAUGAUCAACAAUCGAACAUAUAUUUUGUAACAUUACCAGGAGUAGUUGAAAGAGAAGUUAAUAAGAAUGCUUUUGCAAUUGUAAAUGUUUUUGAAAAUUACAUAGAAAUUAAUGGUUUUGGUGAAUUAUGUAGUCAAAAAUUACUAUUUUCAUUAAUUUUUUAUUUGAUUUGUGACAAGAGCAAACCUAAAUUUAAGUAUUAA